AUGUUUCACAAAAUUAUAGACGCCGUAACUGGCCACACAGCGGCGGAAGAAGAUAAAAUGCCACAAGGGGAGUGCAGGAAUCAACGGACGGUGGUAUUGAUGAAGAAGAAUGUUUUGGACUUCAACGACUUCAAUGCUUCCGUUCUUGAUCGUUUCCAUGAACUGCUUGGCAAAAGAGUCUCUUUGCAGCUCGUUAGUGCUGUAACUGCUGUUAACUCUGAUCCAACUGCACCCAAUGGGUUGCAAGGGAAGGUUGGGGAGGAAGCAUAUUUGGAAGAGUGGAUUACUACAGUCACUCCUUUAGUAGCAGGGGAGUCUGCAUUCAAUGUCACAUUUGAUUGGAAUGAGGAGAUUGGAGUUCCAGGAGCAUUCAUUAUAAAGAACAAUCAUCACAGUGAGUUUUACUUGAAGAGUCUUACACUUGAAGAUGUUCCUAAAGAGGGUCGGGUUCACUUUGUCUGUAACUCCUGGGUUUAUCCUGCUAAGCAUUACAAGAAAGAUCGCGUUUUCUUCACUAACAAGACAUAUCUUCCAGUUGAAACACCGGCGCCAUUGCAAUAUUAUAGAAAUCAAGAGCUCCUGAACUUGAGAGGAGAUGGAACUGGAGAGCUCCAGGAAUUGGAUAGAGUCUAUGAUUAUGCAUACUACAAUGAUUUGGGUGAUCCUGACAAUGACAAAGCGCGACCAGUUCUUGGAGGGUCUACUGAUUAUCCUUAUCCUCGAAGGGGUAGAACAGGCAGACCACCAACAAAAACAGAUCCUGAGACUGAGAGCAGGCUGCCACUUCUGAUGAGCUUGAACAUCUAUGUUCCAAGAGAUGAGCGAUUUGGUCACUUGAAGAUGUCAGAUUUUCUUGGUUAUGCACUGAAAUCCAUAUCUCAAUUCAUUGAGCCUGCAUUAGAAUCUGUACUUGACAGCACCCCAAAAGAAUUUGACUCCUUUGCUGAAGUAUACAAACUCUACGAUGAAGGGAUUCAGCUUCCUAAGGACCAUUUUCUUGAUGACAUUAGAAAAAACAUCCCCUUAGAAAUGCUCAAGGAGAUUUUUCCAACCAACGAAGAUAAUCUCUUUGAAUUCCCAACACCACAGGUGAUCCAAGAGGAUAGGUCUGCAUGGAGAACAGAUGAAGAGUUUGCCAGAGAAAUGCUGGCUGGACUGAACCCUGUCAUCAUUAGUCGUCUUGAGGAAUUCCCACCAAGAAGCAAGCUCAACCCUGAACUAUAUGGUAAUCAGGAUAGUAAGAUAACGAAACUGCACAUAGAGAGUAACUUAGAUGGGCUGACCGUUGAGCAGGCAAUUGAGAAGAACAAGCUAUUCAUACUUGAUCACCAUGAUUCACUGAUGACAUACCUGAGAAGGAUAAACACUACUUCCACUAAGACUUAUGCAUCCAGGACAAUCCUUUUCUUGAAAGAUGAUGGUACUUUGAAACCACUGGCAAUUGAAUUGAGCAAACCACACCCUGAUGGAGAUCAGUAUGGUGCCAUUAGUAACGUCUACACGCCAUCAGAGCAGGGCGUUGAAGGUUCCGUUUGGCAGCUGGCUAAAGCUUAUGUGGCUGUAAAUGACUCUGGCGUUCAUCAACUCAUCAGCCACUGGUUGAAGACUCAUGCAGCAAUUGAGCCAUUUGUGAUUGCAACAAAUAGGCAAUUGAGUGUGCUUCACCCAAUUUAUAAGCUUCUGCAACCUCACUACCGUGAUACAAUGAACAUAAAUGCAUUGGCUCGGCAGAUCCUCAUUAAUGCUGGUGGAGUUCUGGAAUCUACAGUUUUCCCUGCAAAGUAUGCCAUGGAAUUGUCUUCUGCAAUCUACAAAAACUGGACUUUUCCAGAGCAGGCACUUCCUGAAGAUCUCAAGAAUAGGGGAAUGGCAGUUGAGGACCCUAACUCUCCACAUGGUCUCCGCCUAUUGAUAGAAGACUACCCAUAUGCUGUUGAUGGGCUUGAUAUCUGGUUUGCAAUCAAAAACUGGGUUAAAGAUUAUAUCUUCUUCUACUACAAAAGCGAUGAAAUGAUGCAAAAGGAUUCUGAACUGCAAUCCUGGUGGAAGGAACUACGAGAGGAGGGUCAUGGCGACAAGAAAAAUGAGCCUUGGUGGCCUAAAAUGCAGAAUCGCGAAGAGCUGAUAGAAACAUGCACUAUAAUCAUAUGGAUAGCUUCUGCUCUCCAUGCUGCGGUCAACUUUGGACAAUACCCUUAUGCAGGUUUCCUCCCUAACCGCCCGACUAUAAGCAGAAGAUUCAUGCCUGAAAAAGGAACUUCAGACUAUGAUGAGCUAGAGUCAAAUCCUGACAAAGUGUUCCUGAAAACAAUCACUGCUCAGCUGCAGACCCUUCUGGGAAUUGCCCUUAUAGAAAUUUUGUCAAGGCAUUCAACAGAUGAGGUGUACCUUGGAAAAAGAGACACACCUGAAUGGACAUCAGAUAAAAAUCCAUUGCAAGCAUUCGAGGAGUUCGGAAAGAAAUUGGGAGACAUUGAAGAAAGAAUUAUAGCACGAAACCAUGACAAGAUGCUGAAGAACCGCGUUGGACCUGUCGUGAUGCCGUACACUUUGCUCUUUCCUACUAGUGAAGGUGGUAUUACUGGCAAAGGAAUUCCCAACAGUGUUUCAAUCUAGAGCUAAACUUUCCAGCUUCAAAUUCGUAUUAUUAUUGUAGUAUAUUGGUUAUAAAUUUACUUGUUUGAUCUUGUUAUCUA
Pistacia vera is the source of this 2696-nucleotide messenger RNA. Its product is annotated as probable linoleate 9S-lipoxygenase 5. Lineage: Eukaryota; Viridiplantae; Streptophyta; Magnoliopsida; Sapindales; Anacardiaceae. Gene Ontology annotation, molecular function: oxidoreductase activity, acting on single donors with incorporation of molecular oxygen, incorporation of two atoms of oxygen; metal ion binding; protein binding. Gene Ontology annotation, biological process: lipid oxidation. The record is from RefSeq and is a predicted model, not a curated record.